Messenger RNA from Cordyceps fumosorosea ARSEF 2679, 633 nucleotides. Its product is annotated as triosephosphate isomerase 2. Bases 1 to 633 code for a protein of 210 amino acids. Gene Ontology annotation, cellular component: cytosol. The transcript has 2 exons. Gene Ontology annotation, biological process: glyceraldehyde-3-phosphate biosynthetic process; gluconeogenesis; glycerol catabolic process. Gene Ontology annotation, molecular function: triose-phosphate isomerase activity. Lineage: Eukaryota; Fungi; Ascomycota; Sordariomycetes; Hypocreales; Cordycipitaceae. The record is from RefSeq and is a predicted model, not a curated record.
AUGACAGCACCGACGCCUCCCGGCCGCCGCCGCCUCGUCGGCCUCUCCUCCAAGAUGUACUUCUCCCUCGACCAGACCCGCGACUACACCGCCGACCUCCUCACGCGCCUCGCCGCCCUCCCGCCCUCCGACCUCUCCAGCAUCGACAUCUUCAUCCUGCCCGACUUCCUGACCGUGCCCUCGACCGCCGCGCAAGUCCGUGCCUCCUCCUCCCCCGUGUGGGUCGGCGCGCAGGACUGCCACUGGGAGGACCGCGGCGCCUUCACCGGAGAGGUGAGCCCUGCCGCGCUGGCCGCCGCUGGCGCGCGCAUCGUCGCCGUCGGACACGCCGAGCGCCGCCGGCUCUUCGCCGAGGACGACGCUCUGGUGCUCGCGUACGAGCCGGUCUGGGCGAUCGGCGCCGCACAGCCGGCCGGCGACGCGCACGUGCUCGCCGUGGUGGCCGGUCUGCGCGCGCUGGACUGCGUACAGGGGAGGAGCGGCACGACGCGGAUCGUGUACGGUGGGAGUGCCGGGCCAGGGCUGUUUGAGCGCCUCAAGACCGGGCUCGACGGGUUGUUCCUCGGCCGCUUCGCGCACGACCCGGAGCGCUUUGUUCAGACUGUCAAGGAAGUGGCCGAGGCCGAGGUUUAG